GCCAUCUCGAAACAGGCGUCCCCUUCCCGUCCCGUGUCUUAUCCACUCCGCUCAAGAUUUUAUUUUGUGGAUGCCACCGACCACCAGCAACCUCCCCGAUUGCUUGCUUGCUGCUGCUAGCUCAGGCAAGGCAUUGCGCUUGAUCCCCCGCCGGCCGGGGCCGGACACGCUUGGUUUAAAGCUGCUUCCUUUUUUUUCCUUUCUGCCGUUGCUUGGAUUGUUUUGAGGGGGUUCUUGUUGGCAAUUUGAUGGUGUCUCGAUGUGCAUUCCCCAGUUUGUUGUGAGUGCUGCUUGGGGAAGAAGAAGAAGAUGAUGAUGACGAUGAUGCGGUCUCGCUCAGUUUCAUGAGCUUAAUUGAUGAGCUAUUCCGCGGCCAGCUCUCAAGGCAUCGCGCUCCGGCUCCUGCUGGGCUGGAGGAUCCGCCGCCGGAGGGUCUGCUGCGCAUGCAAGAUGUUCGGCGCUGGUUCCGAGAGGGGCAUGGUGGUGUUCGCCGCCAAGAAGGGGAGGGGGAGGAGGCGGCGGCCCAAGAGGCAGCCGUCGCCGCGGCCGUGGUGGAAGGCGUGGUUCUCCGACUGGAACGACGACGAGGAGAGCCUGUCCGGCUGGAGGGAGGAUGACGAGCUGCUCGAGGAGGUCGGCGCCCAGGAAGCGCUGUCGGACGACGACAAGUUCGAGACGUGGAAGAGGAAAGCCGAGGCUGUUGUCGAGCUGCGGGAGGCGCGGCAGGACGCCAUGAACGCGGAAGGCCGGUCGUGGGAGGAUUGGAUUGGUGGAGGCAGCACGUCGGAGGAUGGCGCCGGCGCCGGCGGCUGGGGUGGGGAUGUGGAUGUGGAGGACUUGAUAACCGAUGAUCCUGCAGAGAUAGUGAGGGAUAAAGGCUUGAUUGAAACUUUUAGGGACUCCAUCGAUGAAGAUUACAAUGACAUGUUGUUUGAAGACCGGGUUUUUCUUUAUGCUUCAACGAACUCGGCCAAAUUUCUAGCAUUAUUGAUUGUGAUUCCAUGGGCGUUGGAUUUUCUAGUUCAUGACUAUGUUCUGAUGCCAUUUUUGGAAAGGUAUGUCCAGAAGGUACCACUUGCUGCUGAGCUGCUUGAUGUAAGGCGCAGCCAGAAACUCCUGAUGGUAAAGGAUAUAAAAACUGAGAAAGCAAGAUAUCGUUUUGAAGUAGAGAUUGGUCAAUCUCCUCCACUUUCUGAUGAUGAGCUCUGGUCAGAGUUACGGGAAAAAGCGAUAGAGUUAAGAGAUGAAUGGAGAUUAGAAAAUCGAAAGGCAUUUGCAAAUAUCUGGUCUGACAUGGUUUAUGGGGUUUCCCUAUUCCUUCUUAUGUACUUCAACCAAAGCAAAGUUGCGAUGCUGAAGUUCACAGGAUAUAAGUUGCUAAAUAACAUUUCAGACAGUGGGAAAGCUUUCCUUAUAAUUCUAGUUUCAGACAUCCUUCUAGGGUACCAUUCAGAGUCAGGUUGGCAUUCCUUGGUAGAAGUCAUUCUCGAGCACUAUGGCCUUGAAGCUGAUCAAGCUGCAAUAACCUUUUUUGUUUGUUUGGUUCCCGUUGCGCUGGAUGUAUUUAUAAAAUUUUGGGUAUACAAAUACCUUCCAAGAUUAUCGCCUAGUGUGGGUAACAUUUUGGAUGAAAUAAAGCGUCAUUAGAGAGUUUCCAUCAGGAAGUUGAUCUGCUUAAUUCUUUCCAUUAAGGAAUUUGCAGGGAAGGCAAUCCUUCCAGGUAUAUAUUCGUUGUUAUGUACCUUUGGCGUAUUUGUUUUAUCACCAAAGGUUGAAUAACAACUUAGAAAUUAGUAGGAAAAUUAGCCAUCUUUGAAUCUUGAUACAUUAAUUCCCACAUUGCCUAUUAUGGGGAUAAAUGCUCAUCUUUGGAUUCUGAUGAUAUGGAUGCACCUUUCUAUAUGUUAAGCUUUUGUCACUUUGUUUUUGAAUUAAAAGAUAGCAAAAUAGCAGCUUCGAAAAUUGCAUGGUAUAACUUUUGGGAACUCAUUUAUGAUGAUGUAUGCAAGGAGCUUAU
Oryza brachyantha (malo sina) is the source of this 2017-nucleotide messenger RNA. Its product is annotated as chloroplast envelope membrane protein. NCBI's taxonomy places the organism in Eukaryota, Viridiplantae, Streptophyta, Magnoliopsida, Poales, Poaceae. Bases 358 to 1647 code for a protein of 429 amino acids. The transcript is spliced from 7 exons. The record is from RefSeq and is a predicted model, not a curated record. Gene Ontology annotation, cellular component: membrane.